AUAUAUUUAAUAUUUAAUAUUUAUUAUUUAUUUGUCUUUUCCGCUUUUAUUCUCACUGCUUCACUACACACAUUUUCUUCACUCUCUCUUUAUCUGUUACCGGAGCUUUCUCUCUCUUCCGGUAACGGAAAACGAAACCCUCAACCUUCACCAGAUCUACAACCGUAACCGCCAUUGAAGCUAUCAUGCGCCAUUAGCAUCAUUUCACCAAUGUCCGAACCCGAUCCCAAAACUCGUCAACGAUCAGUCCAAUGGUCACCGGCGACGACGUCACCGGAAAGUAAACCAAUUCAACCUUCAUGGGCGAAGAAAACCGGUUUCAAACCGAAAUUCUCCGGUGAGACCAAUGCCAGUGAUUCUGGUCAGAUAACCUUACCGCCUAAGUCGAGAGAAUUAGAAGUGAGCACGGAUCUCGAAGCUGGACGUGUUAGAGCUACUCCUCCGACGGCGGCGCCGGUAAACGGUGUGUUAAAGAUUCCGCAACUUCCUGUUUCUAAAGAUUUUGUAGCGAAGAAACGGAGAGACUCUGAUGGAGUUCCGAGUACUAAUGGUCAGGUGAAGGUUGGAGUUGAACAGCCGGAGAGGAGAACUGCGAGGAGUGAAGAAGUUACUGGUUCGUUGCCGCAGACUGUUGAUGGUGAUGGCUUCGUGGUCAGGCAUUCGCAUAUGAAGUAUGAACUAAGAGAUUCACCUGGUUUAGUUCCCAUUGGUGUGUAUGGUAUUCAGCAUUAUGUUUCCAUAUUAGGUUCAUUGAUUCUCAUACCACUUGUCAUUGUUCCUGCUAUGGGAGGUUCUCAUGAGGAAACUGCUGCAGUGGUAUCAACUGUGCUCUUUGUGUCUGGAUUGACGACACUCUUGCAUACUUUUUUUGGGUCUAGGUUGCCGUUGAUACAAGGGCCUUCUUUUGUUUACCUGGCUCCGGUUUUGGCGAUCAUCAACUCGCCCGAGUUUCAAGGAUUAAAUGGAAAUAAAUUUAGACAUAUAAUGAAGGAGCUGCAGGGGGCUAUAAUUAUCGGAUCUGCUUUUCAAACUUUCCUUGGAUACACCGGACUUAUGUCACUGUUAGUAAGGUUUAUCAAUCCCGUGGUUGUAUCCCCAACCAUUGCUGCAGUUGGACUUUCAUUUUACGGUUAUGGUUUUCCUAUAGUUGGCACAUGUAUUGAGAUCGGUGCAGUACAGAUAUUAGUGGUUAUUGUUUUUUCUCUUUAUCUUCGCAAGAUAUCUGUUCUUGGACACCGCAUAUUUCUAAUAUACGCAGUUCCUUUGGGUUUGACAAUGACAUGGGCGGUUGCUUUCUUGCUGACUGAAGCUGGAGCCUAUAACUACAAAGGGUGUGACACAAACAUACCUGCCUCAAAUAUAGUUUCAGAGCACUGCAGAAGGCACAUUUCAAGGAUGAAACAAUGUCGAAUUGAUACUUCCCAUGCAUUGAAAUCAUCCCAAUGGUUUAAAUUUCCCUAUCCACUGCAAUGGGGUACUCCUGUCUUCCACUGGAAAAUGGCUCUUGUGAUGUGCGUGGUUUCCUUAAUCUCUUCUGUGGAUUCGGUUGGCUCAUAUCAUGCAUCUUCAUUAUUGGUAGCAUCUAGACCUCCAACUCCUGGGGUUCUUAGUCGCGGAAUUGGUCUGGAAGGUCUUUCUAGUGUGUUGGCUGGUCUCUGGGGUACUGGAACUGGAUCUACAACUUUAACUGAAAAUGUUCAUACAAUUGCUGUGACUAAAAUGGGAAGCCGCAGAGCAGUUCAACUGGGUGCAUUUAUUCUGAUAGUGCUAUCUCUCGUGGGGAAGGUUGGAGGGUUUAUUGCUUCAAUUCCUGUAGUCAUGGUUGCUGGUCUCCUCUGCUUUAUGUGGGCAAUGCUUACAGCAUUAGGCUUGUCCAAUCUACGCUAUAGUGAGGCUGGAAGCUCUCGAAAUAUCAUCAUAAUUGGAUUAUCGCUGUUCUUCUCUCUUUCCAUACCUGCAUACUUUCAACAAUAUGGCAUCUCUCCAAAUUCCAACUUGUCAGUGCCAAGACAUUUUCAGCCUUACAUUGUGGCUUCUCACGGGCCUUUCCAAAGCAAAUAUGGAGGGUUGAACUAUUUCCUGAACACAAUAUUUUCGCUGCACAUGGUGGUAGCUUUUCUCGUUGCCGUUAUCUUGGAUAAUACUGUUCCUGGCAGUAAGCAAGAACGUGGGGUAUAUGUUUGGUCCGAACCUGAUGUUGCUAGAAGAGAUCCUACAAUUGCGAAAGACUAUGGGUUGCCAUUGAGAGUUGGUCGAAUUUUCAGAUGGGUGAAGUGGGUUGGCUUGUGAAUGACCGGGGUCUUGUUGGUUGGCUGACCAUUUUCUGUAUAGGAAUGUUGUCAACUGUUCAAGGUACCACCCCAGUCUAGAUCUCGUUUUAUUGAAUGGGUAGUAUAAUUGGUUGGUCAUAGUUCCGAGUUAUUUAUUUGUGUACAUCAAAGUUCCAGAGGGGUCUACUUGUGUUAUAAUUUAUUAGAUUAACCAUGUAUCUAGUUUUGAUUCAUUUAUAAUCUCCAGUUGGAGAUUUUUUUAAGGCGGGUUUCGAUAAAUAUCUUGGUCAUGUAUAUAUGAACAUUUAUUUAUUAUACCUGCCCAACAGGGACAGGAAAGUUUUUGUUUAGUA
Messenger RNA from Trifolium pratense (red clover), 2623 nucleotides. RefSeq names its product nucleobase-ascorbate transporter 12-like. The coding region runs from base 211 to 2289 and encodes 692 amino acids. The transcript is spliced from 10 exons. The record is from RefSeq and is a predicted model, not a curated record. Gene Ontology annotation, cellular component: plasma membrane. Gene Ontology annotation, molecular function: transmembrane transporter activity. Gene Ontology annotation, biological process: transmembrane transport. NCBI's taxonomy places the organism in Eukaryota, Viridiplantae, Streptophyta, Magnoliopsida, Fabales, Fabaceae.